Canis lupus familiaris (dog) is the source of this 488-nucleotide messenger RNA. Its product is annotated as prefoldin subunit 1-like. Gene Ontology annotation, biological process: protein folding. The transcript is spliced from 2 exons. Gene Ontology annotation, cellular component: cytoplasm; prefoldin complex. Gene Ontology annotation, molecular function: protein folding chaperone. Lineage: Eukaryota; Metazoa; Chordata; Mammalia; Carnivora; Canidae. The record is from RefSeq and is a predicted model, not a curated record. Bases 1 to 372 code for a protein of 123 amino acids.
AUGGCUGUGGAACCCGUGGAUCUGGAGUUGAAGAAGGCCUUCACAGAACUUCAAGCCAAAGUUAUUGACACUCAACAGAAGGUGAAGUUUGCAGACAUACAGAUUGAACAGCUAAACAGAACAAAAAAGCACGCACAUCUUACAGAUACAGAGAUUAUGACUUUGGUAGAUGAGACUAACAUGUAUGAAGGUGUAGGAAGAAUGUUUAUUCUUCAGUCCAAGGAGGUAAUUCACAGUCAGCUGUUAGAGAAACAGAAAAUAGCAGAAAAAAAAAUUAAAGAACUAGAACAGAAAAAAUCCUACCUGGAGCGGAGUGUGAAGGAAGCUGAGGACAACAUCCGGGAGAUGCUGAUGGCACGAAGGGCACAGUAGGAAAUCUCCAGCCGAAGCUUCCUGCCCCCUCCCAUUCCUGGCAAGGGCAGGUGGGGGGCCCACGUGGAGAAACUUCUCUUCUGCCCGGGUGGACUUUUUAUGUGGAUGAUCUCAUA